CGCGCCCCAUAAUAAAUUACCCGACCCAUACCGACCUGCCACGGGACGGGAAUGGGUAUCGAGAUACCCGCUUCGGACCUGCCUCAUUGCCGUUGCUACUCAAGUUAUUUUUUAAAUGAAUAAAUAAUAGCAAAAGGUUAUACUUUUCAAAUACAAGUACUUAUUUGCAAAGGGAUAAAGUAGAGAGACUAGAAUAGCUAAGAGAAGAUUUGACAGAAAAAAAAAAAACAAAAAGGUGCACCCUUUCUUCUUCCACGUACUAAUUUGGGAGGAAGAAAGUCCAGUCAUGACUCAGCACUCGAGAGACGCCCCUAUAGCAACGCCGCUUGAUUACAGUCGCCCGUACCCGAUCACGAAAAUGGCACUCACCCAUUUGUCCACUCCGCUCAACAUUCAAAACCCACAUCAUUGCUAGCUUCUUCUCCACCCUUUCUGUCUUCUCUCACCGGAUACUAUUCGCUUUCAACGGCUGUCCUUCCCUGCACCAUUUCUGUCCUAGCCGGAAUUCCCCAUUUUUGCUGGUGAGUUUCUAAGAUUCGCUCAUCCCCACCAAGUGUUCGCUCAUAUUCCCCACUGGGUUUAACAAGUUGGCUUUGUGGUGCUCGCUGUCAAAGCUGUGGGGGAAAGAUGCCAAGAUAGCUAGCUCCCUCUUCAUCAUUGUUUAGAAAUGAUCUCUUAAAUCUUGUACUCAUUUUCUAGGUUGUUUCAAUGUUCCUAUCUUUUACCUUCUCUGGCAGGCACGAGAUUUAAACCGUUUGAGUUACAUUCUUCCCUUGGUUUGGUUGUGCAGCGAUGGAUUCCACUUGUGUUUCGUUGAAGGCUGCCAAUGCUGCGGGUAAUGGAAUCACCAGAGGGGGGUCCUUGUUCUGGGGAGAGAAUGUGAAGGGAAGCAUGAAGAGCAGGGAUUUGAGAGGUCAGCCAUGGAAGAGUGCGAGGCUCAACAGCCGGAGUUGUAAAUUGACAAGGCCUGGAGUUAUCAACUCUGUUCUUACGCCUGAUCUUGAUCAAGCAACUGCGGCACUUGACACGCUGAUGUUUGGAACGAAAGCCGAUCCGAAGAACGUUGUUUCAAUCAUAUUGGGUGGAGGAGCUGGGACACGCUUGUUUCCUCUGACUAGCAGAAGAGCUAAGCCUGCGGUACCAAUCGGAGGGUGUUAUAGGCUUAUUGAUGUUCCAAUGAGCAACUGCAUCAAUAGCGGUAUAAAGAAGAUAUUCGUCUUAACGCAGUUCAAUUCCUUCUCACUUAAUCGUCACUUAGCCCGUGCGUAUAACCUUGGUAAUGGUGUUAACUUUGGAGAAGGAUUUGUGGAGGUUCUUGCUGCUACCCAGACGUCUGGAGAAACAGGAAAGAGGUGGUUCCAAGGAACUGCUGAUGCUGUGAGGCAGUUCAUCUGGGUCUUUGAGGAUGCCAAGAACAAAAAUGUGGAACAUGUAAUAAUCUUGUCUGGUGACCAUCUCUACCGCAUGGACUACAUGGAUUUUGUUCAGAGACAUGUUGAUACGAAUGCUGAUAUCACAGUUUCUUGUGUGCCCAUGGAUGACAGCCGAGCGUCAGAUUAUGGACUGAUGAAGAUCGAUAACACAGGUCGAAUUGUCCAAUUCUCUGAGAAACCUAAAGGCCCUGGACUUAAAGCAAUGCAAGUCGAUACAACUAUCCUCGGCCUAUCGAAAGAUGAAGCCAAGACAUACCCUUACAUAGCAUCAAUGGGUGUUUAUGUGUUCAGAACUGAUGUCUUGCUGGAGCUUCUGAACACUAGCUAUGCCUCAUGCAAUGAUUUUGGCUCUGAAAUCAUCCCAUCUGCUGUCAAGGAUCACAAUGUUCAGGCUUAUCUGUUCAACGACUACUGGGAAGACAUUGGUACGAUAAAAUCCUUCUUUGAUGCCAAUCUAGCCCUCACUGAACAGCCUCCGAAGUUUGGGUUUUAUGAUUCUAAGACACCAUUCUACACAUCACCGAGAUUCUUGCCCCCUACUAAAGUUGAUGAAUGCAGGAUUGUCAAUGCCAUAAUCUCUCAUGGCUGCUUCUUAAGAGAGUGCAGCGUGGAACACUCGAUAGUUGGUAUUCGUUCUCGUCUGGAGACUGGUGUCGAGCUACUGGAUACUAUGAUGAUGGGAGCUGAUUAUUACCAAACAGAAGCUGAAAUCGCAUCUGCACUAGCACGUGGAAACGUCCCUAUUGGAGUUGGACCAAACAGCAAAAUCAAGAACUGCAUAAUCGACAAGAAUGCCAGAAUUGGAGGAGAUGUAGUCAUCGCAAACACCGACGGUGUUGAGGAAGCAGAAAGACCAGAUGAAGGGUUCUAUAUACGGUCAGGGAUCACAGUCAUCCUGAAGAACGCGACGAUCAGAGACGAAACCAUCAUUUAGGUUCAAAAGCUUUUGUAUUUCCUAGCUUCAGCAGCAUUAGAAUAAUAAUAGCAGGAGUUAACAGUAGAUUUCAUGUAGAGAAAACAUCCUCCGAGCCCCGAGGUAUGAAAAGAAAUAGUAGUAGUGGCCGGCUGAAAGAACUUCCCCGUUGUCAACAAUCAUCAUCAUCAUAUAAAUAAAUACAAUCAAUCUUCUUGUUUCACUACAUUGCUGUCGAGGCAUAUUAGUGGUGACACCUAGUGUGGUUUAACUGCAUCGCACCACAAUUGGAUCGAACCGUACUGCAACUAGGUCCAACUUGAUUCUGUUCUGGCUCUGGCCUCUGGUGCAGUUCUUAUCCUCGGAUCAAGACAAGAGAGGUAAUGUAAUGGUGUCAACGUAAGUUGCACAACUCAAGAUCCUCCAAAUCAAAUCCCAAUCUGAAAGAGCCCCGCUUCUAGGAAUUCUAGGAACUGAUCUUCGGCACUCGCAACUACUCGUGACGAUUAGGGAUUUAGGGUGAGAUUAGGAAUUAGGGAUUUAGAUGAGAAUUGGGGAUUGAAGAACAUAAUUGGGGUUGAGAUAGAAGAAUGACUGACGGCCUUUAGGGAAGAGAGGGACGAGAUUAGAGACUAGGGUUUGAAGGAUACUUUCUGUAAUAUUAUUCUUGACUGAUUAUGACGUAAACCCAAAGUACAUAUUUAUAGGAAAUAAACCCAAAACCUAAUAAACUAAUCCUAACCUAAUCGGCCUACCCUAGCCGCCCAACCCUGCUAAUAAGCCUAACAUUAUUAUUAUAUAUAUAUCUAACACAAUCUUAAAAGUUGGUCAUAUCCUUUGGUGACGAUAGUCCAAGCUUCAGAGUUCUCCUUACACCUAACAUCAAAUCUGUCCAACCAACUUUAGAUAUUAGCUGCUGAGUUUUAGUUUGUUUGUCCAUGUGAAUUUUGGGGUUGGAAAAUCCAACCAACCAAAGUCAUCACGAAUCAACUAAAACAAAGAGUUUGAGGUAAGGUAAGGUAAGGUAAGAGUCUGUUUGCUGGAUGAGGAAUUAUAAUGGAUCAAUUUGAUUAGAUUGUCUCGUUUUAAAGGAUCCAACCGAAAAAGACCACGUAAUGACGAGUUGGUAACUCCAUUUUAUUUUAAUUCUUAAAUUCAAACUCAUUUUGAUUUUAUCAGAUCUCAUUCAGUGCAAAGUAACAUUCGAGCCAAAUUAAAAUCAUAAGGAACUAAUUUAGGAAAGAAAAUCACAUACCAGUUAGAUAAGAUUUUGUUGAACAAAUAGUAGUAUUCAUGCACCUCGCGUAUCAGCACUCGAAUGAUACGUUUGUAAAGCCACCAGUGAAGAAGACCUGUAAGGAAAAACCAAGAACGGAAAAUUGGAAGGGAUGACUCAUCUCAAACCCCACAUUCCCAAACAAAAGGGAAAACGUCUCCUCCCAACUCCCAAGUCCAACAAAAGGCAAAUCUUUAU
Linum trigynum is the source of this 3820-nucleotide messenger RNA. Lineage: Eukaryota; Viridiplantae; Streptophyta; Magnoliopsida; Malpighiales; Linaceae. The record is from the annotation of a GenBank genome assembly.